AUGAUAGAUACCGUAUUGUCGACCAACCAGAUCGCGGCGAUGGACGCCAGCUAUCUCUCGCAGCAGGUCAAUGCGAUCAUAGGCCAGCUCCACGGACUCUUUGAUGAGAUCGGAGUGUCGAACCACGAGCGAGAGACACGCGAAGAGGAGCUGUUUAAUGCGCUCUCAGAGGCGCUGCACAACCAGGUGCGGCUGGUGACGACGGAGAAGAAGACCAUGGUGGAGGAGGCGCAGCGGAUGAUCAACGGCAUCCGGCAGAUGGAGGUGUCGCUGGGGGACUCGCGGUCACGCCGCGACUAUGAGGACGAGGAGGACCUCAAGGUGUCGUACCCGCUCUCGCGCUGUCUGCAGGCGCUGAAGGAGAAGCACCAGCAGAUGGGCAAGAUGCACCGGGAGCGUUUCGAGCAGGUGAAGAAGAGCACGUUUGUGCGGAUCCCACUACCACCGACGGGACUGAACCAGUCAAUAUCGCUCAGCUUCGACCUGUCGCCCGCAUACGUGGACCAGCUGGACGCGGAAUUCACGCGGGUCUACGAGGAGUACACGCGGCGGGUGGCGACGGUGAAGGGGCUGGCGGAGAACAUCGUGCAGCUGUGGGCGGAGCUAGGGACGCCGCAGGCGCAGACGGACGGGGCGAUCGUGAAGCACUACCGCGACUCGCCAGAGCAGCUGGGGCUGCACGAGGAGGACCUGGCACGGCUGCGGGCGCGGCGCGAUCGGCUGGCAGACGAGAAGAGGGCGCGGGAGAGGCGGCUGCGGGAGCUACGGGCUGCGGUGGAGGAGCUCUGGAGCAAGCUGGGGGUGGAAGAAGAGGAGCAGAAGGGGUUCGUGCGGGCGAACCGGGGAUGUGGGAUGCGACAGGUCAACGAGUACGAGGAUGAGCUGGCACGGCUGAACGAGCAGAAGCGACAGCACUUGCCGGCGUUUGUGGAGGACGCGCGCGUCCGGCUGCAGGAGCUGUGGGACGUGCUGUACCUGUCGGAGGACGAGAUGCUGGCGUUCACGCCGGCGUUCUCGGCCGCGUACAGCGACGCGUUGCUGGAGGCACACGAGCGGGAGAUUGGGCGGCUGGAGGCGCUGCGUGAAGAGCGGGCACCGACGCUGGCGAUGGUGGACCGACAUCAGGCGCUGAUGCGGGAGCGGGACGAGCUGGCGGCGUCGAGCCAGGACGCGUCGCGGCUGAUGAUGCGUGGGCAAAAGGGCGAGAAGCGUGAUCCGGGCAAGCUGCUGCGCGAGGAGAAGAUGCGCAAGCGGAUUGCCAAGGAGCUGCCCAAGGUGACGGCCGAGCUGUGUCGGGCACUGGAGACGUGGGAGGACGAGUACGGACGACCGUUCCUGGUGCACGGCGAACGCAGCAGCAACUUCCACAUCAACAAUACCAUUCUCGCGAACGGGUUCCAUAAGACGAGCACCUCCAGGUGCCAGCAGCAGCACAAACAGCCGGACAGGACCACAGCGGCCGCAAUCACGAGCCGGAACCAAGACGCCGGUGGCAGCACCAUCGACAGGAACAGGCGGAACACUCAAGCGGGCACCAGUGUCGAUUGCGGCAGCAGCAGCAGCGACGAACAAGAUGACCAGCCCGACACGGAUCCCGGGAGCAGCAGCGACACGAGCGCCUUUGGGGACGCUGAAGCACGGGAUGAACUCGCCGGAGCGGCCGCGAGCAGGGACAUUGGGAAGCAGUAUGAUGGGAAGCGUCGGUGGUGGGAUGUUGCGGCCGGCACCGGUGCUGAUGAGGGCACCUCCGCCGAAGAUGCGGGAUCUGACGGCAGUUAA
Molecule: messenger RNA, 1779 nt
Organism: Grosmannia clavigera kw1407
Lineage: Eukaryota; Fungi; Ascomycota; Sordariomycetes; Ophiostomatales; Ophiostomataceae
Product: microtubule associated protein
Exons: 4
Coding region: 1-1779 (592 amino acids)
Biological process (GO): mitotic spindle midzone assembly; microtubule cytoskeleton organization
Cellular component (GO): mitotic spindle midzone; spindle; cytoplasm
Molecular function (GO): microtubule binding
Source: RefSeq, a predicted model, not a curated record